Molecule: messenger RNA, 1797 nt
Organism: Hyaloscypha bicolor E
Lineage: Eukaryota; Fungi; Ascomycota; Leotiomycetes; Helotiales; Hyaloscyphaceae
Exons: 2
Biological process (GO): DNA-templated transcription
Molecular function (GO): DNA binding; zinc ion binding
Source: RefSeq, a predicted model, not a curated record
AUGGAGACAGAAGAACAAGACAGUGACGAGUCCUUUGCCGACGCAGAAGUUGGAUCUACUGGCUCCUUGGAUGUUAUCAACGUAGAUAUCGAUCAAGACGACAAUCGAGCGACAGGGCAUAUUGGCAAGGCAUCUUCAGUGGCAUGGGCAAAGAGAACCGCUGAAGAAUGUAGCCAAACCAGCCAUCAAGAAACCACUCUUGGAAGGCAUGACACGGGUUUCACUCUAGCAUCAUAUCACACCGAAGAUGCAGACGUGGAAUACGUUGACACCAGCAACAUCGAUCCUUACGAAUGGCCUGAAACAAAGGAUGCCGAGAGGCUAAUUCAGUCCUAUUUCGAUCACGUCCAUAACACCUUGCCUAUACUAGACAAAGCAGUCUUCAUGUCUAAGUAUCACCAGUUCACCAAGGGCUCGGAUAAUUUAGGGAUUGAGGAUUCUAUCUGGCUUGCGAUGGCCAAUACUGUCUUCGCUAUCAGUUCUGUUUACUUUGAUCUUACAAAAGAUCCAGACCGAGGGAGUCAUCAAGAUCAUCUGAUCUACUGCGCAAGAGCGAAAACGUUGUUUCUCGAUCAGGGGUUGCUCUAUCAAGAUGCACGAAUAUCUACUACCUCUGCACUGGGUUUACUAUGUCUCUAUUUCAUCACCACUUGCAGGUUAAAUAGGGCUUGGACAUUUUGUGGUCUUGCGAUCAGAUACGGCUUAACUCUUGGCUUACAUGUCCGAAGUGAAGCACAAGACCUCUCCGAUGUAGAAAAAGAACACCGAGUUCGACUUUGGUGGUCUCUAUACUCAUUAGAAUGCUCCUUGAAUGAGCUCACAGGACGCCCAAGCUGCAUAUCAGAUCGCGAUAUCAGCACUCCAUUACCCCUCAACAUAGACGAGGACGACUUCCAACCCGGCCAAUCCCUCUACGAAAAGCCAAAACAAGGUCAACAAUCUGGAUCAUCUAGCCGACGAACCUCAAAAAGCCCCAAAGGUAAGAGCACGCACUUGCUGGGUUUACAAUAUGCUAAUCUUCCAGCCCGUCCUUCCGCAACCUACCAAAUGCCAACCGGCGUCUCCCAACCUCUAGCCUACACCUUCCCCAUCUUCCCCCUGCCGUUGACGCCGUCAACCUACUUCAUCUACCGCAUCCAACUCGGCAUCCUUUCGCACGAAAUCGUAACCCAACUCUACUGCGCCGCCACCAUCAAAGAACGCUGGACCGACGUCCAAGAAACAAUCCGCCGCAUCGAUCGGCGUCUCCUAACCUGGCGCGACAAACUAACCACUGACUUCGACAUCACCUUCGAAGAUACCUGGACGGCCCCGGAUUGGGACGACCCUAGCAUCUUAAGUCGCAUGGGGCUAGCGAUGCAAUUCUUCUCUAGCAGAAUGAUCCUCUUCCGCCCUUGUCUUUGCCGUUUCGAAGGCAGGAUGAAAAACCAAUCCGAGAACUCAAUAGAUUUCAAUCAAGAAGCAGUCGAAACUUGUAUCCGCUCAGCACGCAAAAUGAUCUCCCUACUCUCCUGGUCCGCGUCCAGCCCACAGAAACUGUACGCUAUUACACCGUGGUGGAACACGUUACACUACAUCUGCGAAGCCUUAUCAGUGUUAAUGUUGGAGAUGGCGUUCAAAGUCACGCACGUCCCGAACGAAGCAGCAUAUAUCCUCGACGACGCUAAAAAGGGGAUAAAUUGGCUAGCAAUGAUGGCGGAGCAAUCUGUAUCCGCUCGAAAAGCGUGGGAGAUCUUCGAUUCCCUGAUCCGACUCGUGGCACCAAUGAUAAGGUGGAGUGUGUUCGACAUGCCGACC